GGUGCUUAUUUAGUACAAAGUAGACACAGAUUACGUAUAUUUUGAUCCGUUCUAAAGUCGUCUCAUUUCUUCAGUAGCAAAUAAUUAUUAUAAAGUGACUCGAUGAUAUAGUUUAAAGUCGAUUUCUUUUAGCACUAUUUUAUCCAAGUUAUUUAAUUAAUAUUUUUUAUGUGUUUUUUAAGUGUCCUGUGUUACAUGGAAUGUACGGCAAAUUAAUUUAAAAAGCUAUUAUAUUAAAUAGUUAAAGAGUAGCAGGAAUACACAAUUUUAAAACUUUGAAAUCGAAAUGGACUUAUCAGAAUUGAGUUAUAAUUAGUGAUUUCGAAAAUGAAGUGUAAUCGAUAUUUUCGAUUUUCAAUAAAUCAUAAUAAUAACUCAUAAAAUCGGAUUCUAUAAUGGUUGAACUUUAUCCCAUCAUUUUUAAACCGUCUACAAAACAACAAGAUUCGAAUCAUCUCAUUUCCAUAGAAUCAACGAUGCCUUUUUGUUCGACAAAUAACAGUAAUAACGAUCCACCUGUUUCUGUUAAAACUGAAUCAGGAUUAUUGGAAUCUAUGUGUGCAAGUUGUGGCCUGAAAAUCUCUGACAGAUAUCUGAUGAGAGUUGCAGAUAGAAGUUACCAUGAAGAUUGUCUUGCUUGUUCAGCAUGUGGUAAUUCUUUGUCAAUUUCAUGUUUUAUCAGAGAUCUUAAAAUAUAUUGCAGAUCUGAUUAUGAACGAAUAUUCGGCGUAAAGUGUGCUCGGUGCUUAGAGAAAAUAAGUUUUUCUGAUUUAGUUAUGCGCGUCGCCGGAUUAGUGUUUCAUGUGGAAUGUUUCGCUUGCUGCAUGUGCGGGCAGCCUUUACCAAGAGGAGCUCAUUAUGUUUUACGACAAGGUCAACCAAUUUGCAGAAGAGAUUAUGAACAUGAAUACUACUUGAGUAGUUCUCAAGAAACUGAGCAGCUGGCCUGAGUAACUUAAAGAACAUCUGAGUUCCUGUACAUAUCUCGACGAGCAAACAAUUAAUUACAGACAGGGUUUCGUGGAAGGAGGAACACGAUGAUUUGUUAGACGAAAAUCGACCUCGUGAUGGUCGCCGAGGACCAAAACGACCACGAACUAUAUUAACUUCAGCACAACGACGUCAGUUCAAAGCUUCAUUUGAGUUAUCUCCAAAACCAUGUCGAAAAGUUC
This is a messenger RNA of Microplitis mediator, 1172 nucleotides long. RefSeq names its product LIM homeobox transcription factor 1-beta-like (gene Lmx1a). Gene Ontology annotation, biological process: neuron differentiation; regulation of transcription by RNA polymerase II. Bases 396 to 950 code for a protein of 184 amino acids. The transcript has 4 exons. Gene Ontology annotation, molecular function: RNA polymerase II transcription regulatory region sequence-specific DNA binding; DNA-binding transcription factor activity, RNA polymerase II-specific. Gene Ontology annotation, cellular component: nucleus. The record is from RefSeq and is a predicted model, not a curated record. Lineage: Eukaryota; Metazoa; Arthropoda; Insecta; Hymenoptera; Braconidae.